UAAAAAUCCGUAUUCGAGGACGAUUUCUUUCAAGCUGCAAUUUUUGUGCAAUACUUGUAAUUAUUUGAAGACUGUUAUAUUAUGCAUGUAGAAUAUCAUGUUUGUAGUUCAUAGUUUUCCAGAUAUAGCUAUUUUUGGGUCAGCAUCGUAAUCAAUCGAAUUUAAAAAAUAAACUUGAUAUGAAUGGAAUUUAAUUACAAUGCAGGUUUUUCCAUUAUUAUUAUCCCAAUUUUUUUUUGUAAAAAGCAUUAUAUGUGUAUGUACGAAAUUGAAUUCUAUAUUGACUUGUUUCAUUAAUGCUCUUAUAGUUUGUGAUAUCACCUUUGAAAAUUUCAAAAGUUACAAAUUUUGAGAAGACUUAGGUACUAGUUUACUUUGGUCCCUCAAAAAUGCUGUGGUCCCUAAUAAAAACCGAGGUACAGCAUGUGGCAGUUCUAACAGUCAGCAUUUUAUUUCUAUAUUGCUGUCGAAACGGGCCUAGUUAGUGGUCACGAAUCCGGUUACCAACCCCAAGGUGCAGGUGUAAAUCCAGUGCUGGCUCUUGUUUUUAGAAAAUAGGUGGGGCCAAUCAUCUAAACUAGUUUUGUCACGGGACCAAACAAGUAAACUAGUACCAAGACCUAAAUCUUUAAAAAGUUUUAGUGGAAAAUGCUGAUGAAUAGUUUGAAAACAAUAGCUCCUGCUUUAAUGCGAGGAGUUAAUACUUCCAUGAGCAAGCCAAGUUAUAUUGUAUCUAUUCAAACUACUAGAGCAAAAUGUUCGCUACCCGAUUUGCCCUACGAUUACAAUUCACUCGAGCCAUACAUCAGCGCAGAUAUAAUGAAACUUCACCACAGCAAGCACCAUCAGACUUACGUAAACAAUUAUAACGUGGCAGAGGAGCAACUGUCAGAAGCGGUGGCAAAAGGAGAUCAAUCUAAGAUCAUAAGCUUACAGGGAAGUCUUAAGUUCAACGGAGGCGGACAUAUAAACCAUUCAAUUUUUUGGCACAAUCUGUCUCCAAAUGGAGGCGGCGAACCUUCUGGACCUUUGUCAGACAUGCUCAAGGCGCAGUUUGGUUCAUUUGACGCUUUCACUAAAGAAUUUGCUGCAAAAACAGUGGCUAUUCAAGGUUCUGGCUGGGGAUGGCUGGGUUUCAAUAAGGACAAGAAAAGACUGGAACUGGCGACUUGUGCUAAUCAAGAUCCUCUUUUGGCAACUACAGGCUUAGUUCCUCUUUUGGGAAUUGAUGUGUGGGAACACGCGUACUAUCUACAGUACAAAAACGUGCGUCCUGAUUAUGUAAAUGCACUUUUCAAUAUUGUGAAUUGGAAAGACGUGGAAGCGAGAUUAGCUGAUGCAAUGUGAAAAAACUUAAUUUUGAUUUUGUGAUCUCUUUAAAUAUUCCUCCCUGUUGGAAAAGAUAGAAGGAAGCUCGUUAUAAGUUACAAUAUUCGCUGAUGGCUAGCCGUUGUUAUAUCCGUUUAUAGGGGAAGUUUAUCUUGACUAGGUUUCGUAGAGGGGAAUAGUUAAAUAGAUCCUAAUGUUGCAGUGAGACGAAACUUAACUGAUAGUAAUUUGCAGCUAAAGAAACACCGUUAAUAAUUUGAAAUGAAUUAAAAAUUUAAAACUCCGAA
This is a messenger RNA of Symsagittifera roscoffensis, 1616 nucleotides long. Its product is annotated as superoxide dismutase [Mn], mitochondrial-like. Gene Ontology annotation, cellular component: mitochondrion. Lineage: Eukaryota; Metazoa; Xenacoelomorpha; Acoela; Convolutidae. Gene Ontology annotation, biological process: superoxide metabolic process. Gene Ontology annotation, molecular function: metal ion binding; superoxide dismutase activity. The record is from RefSeq and is a predicted model, not a curated record. The transcript has 2 exons. Bases 649 to 1347 code for a protein of 232 amino acids.